AUGAAUUCGCCUGCCAGGUCCCCAUCGCGUCCUCACCGGCGGGCGGCAGAGAAAGCUUUCAAAGAAGUCCACAACGCCUUUGGCGGCGGCACCAAAAGACUGAGGGCCACAUUUACUCACGGGGCAAAAAAAGUGCUGAAGCGCACGCGUGAUCGCACGCCAACUGGAACCCUUUCAAAAGGUGAUAACACCCCCACGCAGUAUAAACAGACACCGACUCACAAGCGUAUGGUCAAUUAUUCUGGAUUGAUUGAAGAAGAUGAUGUCGUUUAUGCCGAUGACAUAGGAAUACGGAUUUUGGCAGAAGCCCGUGAAAUCACGAGAAAGAACAUCCCCCAUGAUACGUUCCGCUCGACCUUUCUAGGCCCCUUCAAACACAAAGAUGAACGACCGCAGCUCAACAUCCAAGAUAUUAAGAAAAUUGGUACCGAUAAUUGGGAACAGACGUCGUUCUUUCAGCGAUUGCAAAAAGCACUCCCUAAGAAGGUUCUUAGUGACCUCAGUUUAUCCAGCUCUUUCUCGAAGACGUUACUCGGAGCCAAACGAGGUAAGGAGCCGCUUUCGCAACCAGAUUUCUUUUUCCAUCUCGAAACGGGUACUAGUUGGGCUCAUGUGGAACUUGUUUUUGAGCAUACGCAAAGCUCCUUGCAAAAGGCCCCUGAAAAAUUCCUGCAGUGGUUGCGAAAUGCCUGGAACAUAUUCUAUCAUCAGCCCUUCCGCCGCUACCUCUACGGGAUUCUUUUCCUCCAACCGUAUGCCUUAAUUACUUACGUUGAUCAUGGCUGUGCCGGGUACUCUGAGCCACUUGAUUUUGUGAAGAAUUCUCAACACACUCAAUUCCUCGCGGAUUUUCUGGCGGAUUUCAUCGCGGAACCUGAACACCGUGGACGAGAUCCCCAUGUUACGGCUCAUCAACAAGACGGCUCGAUAUUCAUUGAGUAUGCGGGAAUAAAGUGGGCUGAAGCAACCGAUAGCUUACUAUGCUACCGUCCCUGCGUUUUUGGGAGACAUCUCAGGGUCACGCGGGUGCAUCCUGCGGACUCCCUCAACGAUAAGUGGGUUAUGAAGGAUGCCUGGGAAGAGAAGCCUGAACACCAAUCGCCACCGCCUGAAGAAGAGAUUCUCCGCAUUCUUGUCGAAGCAAACGUACGAGGCCUUCCACAGCUCCACGAAUCGUGCCGUUCGAUUACAGAAGGCAGCGACAAUGUGGAGGCGUCAGGCGACAAUACGGAGGUGUUGACCAGCGAGUUCCCUCCGAAUUGUGAGAACGCACUCGCGGCAAUAAUGGAUCGAACCAUGAAGGUGGUUAAAUCCAGCUUCGUAUCUGGGCGCCCUUCAAAAUUCGAUCCCAUCGGCGUAUCUCCAGGCACUACAGGCAAGGAUCUCCAUUUCCGAGUCAACGGGCAGAAAAAGAAUUUUAAUGAAUGUACCGACGUGCGCAGACGACGGGCCCGCCUUAUCAUCUCGUAUUGCCAACCCUUGAAAGAGGCGAUGCGCAAUGCCCAGCCGAAAGAACUCAUGCGAACAAUCCGCGACGCUAUGAUCGUUUAUUACGAGGCCUACAAACGUCCUGAGCAUGGUUUUCUUCAUGGUGAUAUUUCGAUUGAGAAUAUCAUGGUUCCGGUGGAGGAGACUCAACUUACUGGCGGCCUUACUCACGAGACACUGCGCGGCACUCUCAUUGACUGGAACCUAUGCUUUACCGCCGACGGGAGAGCAUCCAGCAGAAGCAUUCGAAGUGGGACCCCCGCAUUCAUGGCGCCGAGUCUUCUUGAGGACAAACCAGUUACUCGAAGAACCUUGGGGCAUGAUAUGGAGUCGUUCUUUGCUGUUAUGCUUUGGGUCGCAUCACUGAACUAUGACGAUGAAAUCGCCUUUCAAGAUAAGCCUCUGGUAAAAAUUGUUAUUGAAAAAAAGCCGACCACAGAUGUUGCAAACGCUAAAGUGCGUUGGUUUCAGGUUGCAGUGGAUUUCAAGGUGUCGAUAAUUGAUCACUUUGAACAGCCAUAUCGCGAAGACGACGACUUUGUCAGAUGCACAUGGGACCUUCGGCGCGUCUUAUACAAACGGGAUUACGACGAAGAUGCACUCAUGCCUGGUGGAAAAGGGCUAAGGGAUCUCGAGGAUACGAAUGACGAUGAUCCAAUGAAGGAACGCUUGUUCAAAGAAUGCAUGGCGGUUUUCGAUAUGCACCUCGGCGACGAAGGGAAGCAAAGUGGUAGUUACCAGUUGGACAAGAUCGAUACUAGGGGAGACCUAGAAGAAUCGGAAGAGGAGAUUUGA
This is a messenger RNA of Rhinocladiella mackenziei CBS 650.93, 2283 nucleotides long. RefSeq lists its product as uncharacterized. The transcript has 3 exons. Bases 1 to 2283 code for a protein of 760 amino acids. The record is from RefSeq and is a predicted model, not a curated record. NCBI's taxonomy places the organism in Eukaryota, Fungi, Ascomycota, Eurotiomycetes, Chaetothyriales, Herpotrichiellaceae.